GUUUUCUCCUGACCCUCGCUGGUUUGUCUCUGCUGUUUUAUCUUUGCUCGAAGUUGGUGGCGGCGGAGCCUCUCUGGGGGCCCCUGGUGUUGCAGCAGCACUAGCAGCAAGCAGCAGCAGCAGCAGCAGCAGCACCAGCAGCAGCAGCGCAGCAGCAGCACAUGCUGCGCAGUCUCUUAUGCAGCUUGUUGUUGAGGGGAGCGGUGGAAGCCCUGAAGAAGAGUUAGGGUUUAGGGUUUAUGUUGUUAAUGCUUUGGUGCUGCUGCUGCAGCAGAAAAAACACUUGCCAGACAUCCUUAUUCAGGUCUCGAGCUGGGUGUUAGGAGAGUACGGCUCUCUUUGCUCUGUCCCCGGAGUAAAGCAGCGAGAUCUGCUGGGGUUGCUGAGGGAGGCGUGGCAGCGGAGCUCAAACACCUGCACUAGAGGCUGGGUUGUGUGGGCGCUGGUGAAGCUUUCUGCUGUAAAUGCAGCAGCAGCAGCAGCAGCAGCAGGAGCAGGAGCAGCAGCAGGAGCAGCAACAGUCGAUGGUCUCGUGCUGCAGCUGCUGCAGCAGCAGCAAAAGCACCUGGCGCCCACUGAAAUUCAAGAGAGAUGCUUCCGAGGGUCUCUGCUGCUGCAGCUGCUCUCCCCCAAGCUUCUAGGGGAGGUCUUUCCCUUCGAUGCGGCCAACGAAGACAUCCCUGCUGAUGCUCUUCUAAACAUUGGGGCGGCCUAUGCACGUGCUGCCGUUGCAGCAGGAGCAGCAGCGUACGUCCCUCCCAGCAAGAGGGCAGCAGCAGCAGCAGCAGCAGCAGCAGCUGCUGCUGCUGCUGCUGUUGUUUCGCCAGACGGAAGUGUAGAAGGAGCAGCAAACGCCUUGCAGCACCAACAAGCACAUCACUCUGCCGCUUUGAAUUUUACUCCUUACGCCCCGCCUACACCCCCUCAGCAGCAGCAGCAGCAGCAACAGCAGCAGCAGCAGCACACUGCAGGAGAUUCGGCUGCCUCUACCACGGGACUAAAAGUGCUUGGGCCUCGUCGUUGGGGUCCGUCAGGUUUUUUAGGCUCAACAAAUGGCGGCGAUCCUGCUGCAGCAGCAGCUGCUGCUGCUGCUCCUGUUCCUGCUGCUGCUGUUAGCAGCAGCAGCAGCUGGCAGCCGCAUGCAGCGAUUGACGCGGUGUCUGCAAUAGAUCUGCCGCCGCAGCCCCAGUACAUCCAGCAGCAGCAGCAGCAGCAGCAGCAGCAGCAGCGAGAACCGACAGAAAGAGAGCGCAUGGCAGCUGCACUGUUUGGAGGGCUUACAGGCGACACACCGGCAGCAGAAACAGCAACAGCAGCAGCAAUAGCAGCAGCAGCAGCAGCAGCAGCACCUGCUUUUCCUGCUGCUGUACGGCCAGCCGGUAGUACACACAUUUCUCCAGCAGCAGCAGCAAUCCCAGAGUCAGCAGCAGCUGCUGCAGCUGCUGCAGCAGCUGCUGCUGCUGCUGCACCUCCACCCACAGCAACGCAUCAGCCUUCCCCUCCAGUGGACCUGCUAGACCUUGACAGCAGCAGCAGCAGCAGCAGCAGCAGCAGCAGCAGCGGGGUGGAUGACCUCGUAAUGGAUGUUCUCUCGCUCAGUUUGCAGCAGCAGCAGCAGCAGCAGCAACAGCAGCCUCCGCUGCAGCCGCUUACACUGACAACAGAACAGCUGGGGAGCGGGUGGUCUUCGUUGAGUGGGGAGGCAGCAGCAACUGCUGCGCUGCAGCGGCCGCAACUUUGUGAAGAAUUUGCUAGAGGAGUCUUUGCUAAUUCUCUUGGAGUUGCAGUGGUUGAGGUUAUAGGAGAUGAAGCUGUUGCUGCGGGCACUGCAGCAGAAGGUCUGGUGUACAUACACCUCAGUUUAGACGCUCCUGCUGCUGCAGUCAGCUUUCAACUUAGCAGACCGCAUCGCAGCAGUUUGCAGCAGCCUUUGAGGGUGAAGCAGCUGCAGCAUCAGCUGCAGCAGCAGCAACUGCUAAAGCUGUAG
Eimeria acervulina is the source of this 1987-nucleotide messenger RNA. RefSeq names its product adaptin N terminal region domain-containing protein, putative. NCBI's taxonomy places the organism in Eukaryota, Apicomplexa, Conoidasida, Eucoccidiorida, Eimeriidae. Gene Ontology annotation, cellular component: AP-4 adaptor complex. Gene Ontology annotation, biological process: receptor-mediated endocytosis. The transcript is spliced from 10 exons. Gene Ontology annotation, molecular function: cargo adaptor activity. The annotation marks the transcript as partial. The record is from RefSeq and is a predicted model, not a curated record.